AGACAUGGCCUGGAGGUCUAUGGUUCUGUCCCUGCUGCUCCUGCUGCUGCCGCCUCCACCGCUCCUCCUCCUGGGCUCUCCGCUGACCCUGAGCACCUGGAGCAACCUGCCGUCUGAGCCGAGCCCCGGCAGCCGGUGCGGGCCUGGCGAGUACCCGUCUGCCCGGCACUGCUGCCAGCGCUGCCCCCCGGGUUACUACGUGGAGGAGCCAUGCAGCAGCCCCCACACCCGGAGCGAGUGUGUGGCGUGUGACGCGGGGACGUACACGGGACACGCCAACGGCCUGCGGUCCUGCCUGCUGUGCACCACCUGCCGCCAGGAUCAGGAGAUGGUGCGUGACUGCACCCCGACACGGGACCGGCAGUGCCAGUGCAAGCCCGGGGAGUUCUACUGCGCCUCGGGGCGCUGCCCGGAGACCUGCUACCGCUGCACCAGCUGUCCCGGCGCCACCCUGCGUAACUGCACCGCCACGACGGACACCGUGUGCGCCCCGGGAGCCCCGGCACAGCCAGGACCUUCAGCCUGUUCCCUCGCCUUGGUGGUGUCUGUGGCGACCCUUGUCAUCGUCGUCGUCGCCUUCAUCGUCGCCGUCGCCGUCGCCAUCGCCUGUUGGCGGAGAGGAGGGGUGCCGCUGCCCCAGUGGCUGUGCCGUUUCACCAAACCAGCGUCGGUGGAGCCCGGCAGCCACGGCCACAUCCUGAAAACCACGGACCCUGAGAGCGGCCUCCCAGCCCCCAACGCAGAGACCACACAGCUGCUGAGGGAGGCCUCCACCCUGACGCCCGGGGCCCAGACCCGCCCGGGACCCUCAGCCGACCCCGACCCCGACCCCGGGGCAGGAGUGGAGCUGCAGGUGGAGGUGGAGGUGGAGGUGGAGGGAGGCGGCCGGGAAGCCCCAGAGCCGGCGCCCCCGUCUCCUGCUGCCGCUGCGCCUGGGGCCCUGACCUGGGCCGAGGCAGCCGCCGGCCUCCGUCCCCCGGAGCAGGAACAUAAAUGCCUGUUUGGUGAAGGACACGCCCUGACGCCCCCGAUAGGCUCCCUGGUGAACUUGGACCUCAGGCCCCAGGAUGGGACCAGAGCUCGUGCUGGCCGGAAGGAAAUGGCUGCAGGACCUGUGACCUUCUGUGCCCUGGAACCUGUGGCCGUGCUGUGAGAUGCUGCUCGCUGGAAGGCCCGGCCGGGAGGGAGCCAGCCGUUUGUGCUCCCGGCGGCCUGCACACCACCAGAACCAUCUCAGAUCACUGACCAGCUACCUCCUGCACACCCCCUACCGAGGACUGAGCCCACAUGUGACCUUGACCAGUAUCGAGCUCAGGAUCCUUCAGUCCAUAGGCUGGUGCUCUAUCCUCUGAGCCAUGGUCUGAGACCCUUUUUAAGUGCCUUACUAAGAGGUUCUUUUAGCCGAAGGUUGUGACUUAAUACAUCCUUCGACACCUGAAGGAUGGAGGCGGAGGGGGAGGGGGAGGGGGUGGCGGGGAAGAGAUCAACCAGAGACCUCAGUGCACCGAAUCCUGCUUUCCCACCAGAAGUGAUGUGCACGGAAUUCGUCCCUUCCAGCCCCAGAGGACACUCCUAUUACAACCUUUUUAUAUGCAGCUCAUGUCUUUUUACAGUUGAAAUAUAGUAGCAACCAUACUCGGGUAAAAACUGCUUUUUGAAUUUUAACCCCUCUAGUCUGGCUCCUGCACCUGAUUAACACAGGAUAUUUACCUCAGCUUCCAGGUGGAGACCUGGAGGCUAAGGCAGUUUUCCCUUGCCCGGGGCCAGGCCCACAGG
Pipistrellus kuhlii (Kuhl's pipistrelle) is the source of this 1776-nucleotide messenger RNA. Its product is annotated as tumor necrosis factor receptor superfamily member 10A. Gene Ontology annotation, cellular component: plasma membrane; cell surface. The transcript has 12 exons. Bases 5 to 1153 code for a protein of 382 amino acids. The record is from RefSeq and is a predicted model, not a curated record. Gene Ontology annotation, biological process: positive regulation of apoptotic process; TRAIL-activated apoptotic signaling pathway. NCBI's taxonomy places the organism in Eukaryota, Metazoa, Chordata, Mammalia, Chiroptera, Vespertilionidae. Gene Ontology annotation, molecular function: protein binding.